AUGCCUGGAGAAUUCGAUUUCAUCACCUCGAUGAAAAUCCUGUCAUCAGUGUUCAAAGCGAAGACUCGUUGUGACCAACAACGUCCCUACUGCUCUCGAUGCUCCAGUCAGAAUGAGACCUGCGAAUACGCUGCCCAACCCACGUCCAUAUCCGCAGAGAAAUCCAUCCAUGAUGAUGAUUCGCCGACGCAAUCAACACUUACCGAUGUGAGCAUCACUACCAUGCGAGAACGGUGGCUGUAUCCCUGCCUCAAACAAUCUCCUCCAAGAGUCACGACACUAAAAGGGAGUAUUAUUCUUCUAUGUCGAGUCUUUCGGACGUAUCCUCGUAUGAUGUCGAGAAUGAUGCAACUGCCUCUCGUCGUGCAUGAUGCCCAGAUGCCCCGGGUCAAAGUACCACUUCCUCUUGCGCGCUGCUUUGGACUAUCACAAAUGUGGGAUGGCCUAGCGGAUACCGGUGGCUUCUCAGAUAUCGUGCAGACUGCCAUCAAGGCAAAAAUGGAUGGGCUUUUUAUCGAGUAUCGCACUUAUGGCCCAGAGACCUUGACCGUAGUUUUUCAAGUUCUUCUUGUUUAUUCCAUCAUCAUGCUGUUUCCAGUUCCCCACAAAUCUUCAUCCGGCCUUUGCGACCUUUCCAUUCUCGCCUCACUCCAUGAAUAG
This is a messenger RNA of Hyaloscypha bicolor E, 660 nucleotides long. RefSeq lists its product as uncharacterized. Lineage: Eukaryota; Fungi; Ascomycota; Leotiomycetes; Helotiales; Hyaloscyphaceae. Bases 1 to 660 code for a protein of 219 amino acids. The transcript is spliced from 3 exons. Gene Ontology annotation, biological process: regulation of DNA-templated transcription. The record is from RefSeq and is a predicted model, not a curated record. Gene Ontology annotation, molecular function: DNA-binding transcription factor activity, RNA polymerase II-specific; zinc ion binding.